CGCGUCUGUGACGUCGCAUCGGCGCCGUCCGGAAGUGCGCGCGGCGGCAACGGCGGCAGCGGGCGGAUGUGUGGUUGGUGACGUCCCCAGAUGCUGAGGCGCCUGCACCCCUCGCGGCCCCUGCUUCACUGUGGUUGGAGGAGACUCUGCCUUCUGAAGCAGAGUCUGUUUACAAUGAAGGUGCAGUCUCCGGAAUUCCAGUCCCUUUUCACAGAAGGACUGAAGGAUCUGACAGAACUGUUCGUCAAGGAGAACCACGAAUUGCGCAUAGCGGGAGGAGCGGUGCGGGAUCUGUUAAGCGGAGUGAAGCCGCAGGACGUGGACUUCGCCACCACGGCCACCCCUGCCCAGAUGAAGGGCCUGUUUCAGGCGGCGGGCGUGCGCAUGAUCAACAACAAGGGGGAGAAGCACGGCACCAUCACUGCCCGGCUUCAUGAAGAAAACUUUGAAAUCACCACACUGCGGAUUGAUGUCGUCACUGAUGGAAGACAUGCUGAGGUGGAAUUCACAACUGACUGGCAGAAAGAUGCUGAACGCAGAGAUCUCACCAUAAAUUCUAUGUUUUUAGGUUUUGAUGGUACUUUAUUUGACUACUUUAAUGGUUAUGAAGAUUUAAAAAAUAAGAAAGUGAGAUUUGUUGGACAUGCUAAACAAAGAAUACAAGAAGAUUAUCUUAGAAUUUUAAGAUAUUUCAGGUUUUAUGGGAAAAUUGUAGACAAGCCUGGUGACCACGAUCCUGAGACGCUGGAAGCAAUUGCAGAAAAUGCACAAGGCUUGGCUGGAAUAUCAGGAGAGAGGAUCUGGGUCGAGCUGAAAAAAAUUCUGGUUGGUAACCAUGCAAAUCAUUUGAUCAACCUCAUCUAUGACCUGGACGUGGCCCCGUACAUAGGCUUACCUGCUAAUGGAAGUUUGGAAGAAUUUAACAAAGUCAGUAAAAAUGUUGAAGGUUUUUCACCAAAGCCAAUGACUCUGUUGGCCUCAUUAUUCAAAGUACAAGAUGAUGUCACAAAAUUGGAUUUGCGGUUGAAGAUUUCGAAAGAAGAGAAAAACCUUGGUUUGUUUCUAGUUAAACACAGGAGAGAUCUGGUUAAAGCAGUGGACAGUUCGGAGCCGCUGAAGCCCUAUCAAGACUUCGUUAUAGACUGCAGGGACCCUGAUGCCAGCACGCGCGUGUGCGAGCUCCUCAAGUACCAAGGUGAGCACGACCUCCUCAAGGACAUGCAGCAGUGGUCUGUCCCCCCGUUCCCUGUGAGUGGCCACGACAUCAGAAAAGUGGGCAUUUCUUCGGGAAAAGAAAUCGGAGCUCUACUGCAGCAGUUGCGAGAACAGUGGAAGAAAAGUGGUUACCUGAUGGAAAAAGACGAACUUCUGGGUUACAUAAAGAAGCCCCAAAGUCCAUGAGAGCUGGCAGCACGGGCAGGACCUUUUUGGUAAGGCUGGCUUUUCCCCUCCCCCUUAGUGAGAUUUAAGACUUGAAUAUAUAGCAGACUGAAAUCCAGCUUAGAGGACGACUUCAGAAAUGUAUGCGAGAUGACGUUUCAUUACAUUUUCGAUACUAAACUGAAGGCUACCGCCUCUGCCUCUGGUUUGUAUCACUGAACCUUGUAAUUUUUGUGGACCAGUUGUGAGAUGAGCCGAGUUGGCUUCACCCAUCUGUUUGUGUGACUGUGUGUGUGCACGUGCGCGCACGCAUAGGGCAGUUGUAACACUGAUCUCAAAAUGCAGUAACUUUUGAAGAAAAACUAUUUCUUGGUGUUUGAAUUGAAUUCAUUGGGUUAAUUUAUACAAUUGUCUGUAUUAGUUCUUAUUUGAAUUCCAGAAUAAACUUGUACUUGAAAACAA
Messenger RNA from Rhinolophus ferrumequinum (greater horseshoe bat), 1842 nucleotides. RefSeq names its product tRNA nucleotidyl transferase 1 (gene TRNT1). NCBI's taxonomy places the organism in Eukaryota, Metazoa, Chordata, Mammalia, Chiroptera, Rhinolophidae. The coding region runs from base 91 to 1401 and encodes 436 amino acids. The record is from RefSeq and is a predicted model, not a curated record. Gene Ontology annotation, biological process: RNA processing. The transcript is spliced from 8 exons. Gene Ontology annotation, molecular function: RNA binding; nucleotidyltransferase activity.